Molecule: messenger RNA, 5292 nt
Organism: Ectocarpus sp. CCAP 1310/34
Lineage: Eukaryota; Phaeophyceae; Ectocarpales; Ectocarpaceae
Source: the annotation of a GenBank genome assembly
UAUCGAUUGCUCCUACUCUGGCGACAAGCACCGUCCCAUCAAAGCGCGCGGCAUCGGCACGUCAUCUUUUCUGCACUCGAAAGAGAACUGGCCGGCCUUACUGACAGAAACCGACCCUCACGUGACACGUGUGUCUGCACAGGUUAUAGAUUUCCCAGUUGACGCUGCAGCGAGUGUUCCCGUCAGGACAAGUAAAUCUCCGUACUCAAGUCUUGGGCUGUGUGACGCCGCCACCGCCACCGCCCCUGUGUGAUGCAGUGCCAGAACCUUUGAGCUCCGAGCUGUGUGGUGGUGGGUGGGGAGGAAUGUGGGUGGGAUAGUACCGCGUACAUCCGAUACAGCGGCUAGGAAACACAGAACAGAGCGGGGCAAAGAGACAGCACAAAACCUUUAGCUGCAGUUCGCCGGGUGCCCAGGAUGACAACAACGCGAACAGCGACAACAAUUCUUCCGCUAGAGCUGGGCGACAUAUCCGAUGAGCGCAGGGAGCAGCUGGAGCUUCGGAGGCGACGAGAGAUGGCUCGGCAGCAGGAGUCCCGGUCGGGCACCGGCAAUUUUCGAUGGUCGCCCAUUGCCAUGAUCCCGGCGCACCUCUGCGUACUGGUGUUUCUGGUCUUUCUGCUGGAGAAACUCGAGGGGGGUAUUAAUUGGCCUUGGGCCGCGGUGCUGUCGCCGCUAUGGAUAACGGACGCUGUGUUUAUCGUCAUCAAGUCCAAGGAGCUCCGCAAAAUCUUGAGGACGACGGUGCACGUACCGAGCGAAACUUACGCUCUCUUUCCGCCGCUGGGAGGGAUAAUUGACCACCUUGGUGUUGCUGCCGCGAAGGUCACCCUUGCUUAUCGCCUGGAGGGCAAGGUGGACUGGUCGCUGCUGCUGCUCUUCACGCCCAUGUGGGCGUGCGUUUUGCUAGCAGGGACGCUGCGAUGCAUCACCCCGACCCACCCCCAGGUGAUGGCCGAGCACGCUUCCCUUCACCGUGCGGGGGCGGCUUUCACCGGCCUCUUUCACCUUGUUGCUCGAGGAGCACAACCGGUGUUGAUCGUGCUGAAGGUGGACGGGCAGUUGGAAGGCCCGUGGUCAUCCGUGUUCAUUCCGCUGUGGAUGUUCAUGGGGGCCAUCGCGCUGGGGGGCUCCGCGCUGUGCUGCUGUGCUUCUACGGUGUCCCGGGGGGUUAUUCCCGAGAUCAGGCCACUACUGAUACGGGGGAUGUUGCUGUGCAGCGUGGGGACGUUCAGCCUGGCUUUCUGCGCCCUGCUGUUUUUGGUGUUCUUGACGCUCGAGCUAGACAACAACGAGAACUUCUCUCCGAGGACGAUCUUGGCCCCGCUCAUUGCGCUUUACGCGCUCAUCUUGGUGUUCCUGCCGCUGCUGCUGCUGGUCACGCGGCACUACGCUAGGACAAUGCGUACCGCCGAAGAGCAAUUCCGGCAAGCGAACGACCCGAACGGCGGCGGCGGUGGAAUGGACGCGAGUUCCACCUCGUUUGGAGGCGUCGACGAUGUCGAGGCGGGGAGAGGGGUCAGGGGCAGCCCGCCCAUUGGUGGAACGGAGGAGGAGGAAGGGGCGGGGACGGGGCCGGAGGGGGGUAGGCGACGACGACGGAGGGGGUCCUCGGUGAUGGCUCCCACGAUUCUCAUGCGAGAGAGCUCCAUGCUGUUUCGGAGGGCGUCGGCGUCGUUUUGCCGCCGCCUGGGGGAAGCGGACGGGUCGCUGAUGAACCCCGAUGUUACGGCCUUUGAGUUAGCGGACUGGGGUAUUAGAGGCGGUCGCUCUAGGUCCCGCGACUCCGACAUCGCCGCUCUGGACGACGGAGGCGGGAGCGACGAGAGGGGGGAGAGGGUGCCGCAGCGUUCAUCGAGGAGUUUCCAUGUCCUGCAGGACUGUUUCCCGCGCGCUAGAGGGGCGGUGCGGAGGGGGGGGCAGAGGUUUACGGCUGCUGGUCACGAGAUGUUUUCGGUCUCGUCGGGACGGCAGCUAGCGGGCGCCGAAAAGGAGGGGUCGCCGAGGUCCCGAGGGGAGGACGAGGCUACAUCUAAGGGUACUCCCGAGGACGACCGCCAUGACCAGUGCCUGCUACCUGGAGACUCUGGCACCCACUCCGUCACUGACAGUUACGACCUGAACAGCUUCGGCAGCUUCGUCGACUCUGACGAAGAUAGCCACGAGGUGGGACUAUCGAUCGAUGGUGACGAGGAAGACGAACCCAGGGACGGCGGCGGCGGCGCAAUAGACGGCUCUUCCCUGCACCAGCCGUUGCCCGCGACAACCACGGAGCCCCCCGAAAUCCUCCUAGGGUUCGGAAGCGCUCACGGAGCCGCGGCCUUCUCUCUCCACGGGGGGAGCGGCAGCGGCCACGGCCUUUGCCACGGGUCUGCGGCGGCGGCGGCGGCGGGGGCCGGGGCGGGGGCAGGCGUUGGCGGUCUGGCGAAAUCCCGACAUAGAUGGAGCGCGGAGCGCGGCACCAGUACAAGACGGGGGGCGGGUUCAACCCUUCACGGCGGCGCCGGCGGCAUGCCGAGGAGGUUAAGCUGGCCCGGGGAGUUGUCGCUGGCGUCGGAGGGCGGGGACGGAGUAGAUGUUGCCGCCGUGAUGGCGAGCGACGCAGAGGCAGAACGCGGCGGGGUGGCGACCGGCGGUAGUUCCGGCCCCCUCGCGGCGGCGGCGGCGGCGGCGCCGUCGUCGCGCCGAAAGCACUCGACGUGCUACAUCUGCUGCGAGCGGAGGGCGGACGCCGUGGUGAUGGAGUGUGGCCACGGAGGCGUGUGCUUCACGUGCGCUACUACACUCGCGGACUCGCCCCCGCACCUCUGCCCAGUCUGCCGGAAGGUGAUCCAGGAGGUCUUCAAGCUCCACGACAUACGGGAGUUUGGCGGAGUCGUGGUUGUGCCGCCCGCUAGCGGAGGAGAGGUAGCGGCGGCGGCGGCGGCGGCGGCGGUGGCGCCAAGAAGAGGGGGCAUCGGGGGGGAGCUGAAGGGGCCAGCAAGAGAUGGCGACCCGCCGCCGGUCCCAAACGUGGCAGUCGGCGCCGCCGGGCUGUUGACCCCUUCUACUUCGGUCCCCGCCCCUCCCUCCGCCUCCUCCUCUUCGAUGCCAGUAUCGGGCGGCGUUUUCGUCCAGCGGAGUGGAGACGCCACCGCCGGGGUAGCGGCGGCGACGGCAAGGCGGGGUUUCUCCCCUUCGGGCCCCGUCUCGUCGCCGGAGUCCGGGCCGCGAAAUAGCUUAGAGGCGCAGGGAAUGUGCGACGAAAGCAACUGGUUAGACCCAGUGUGAAGCGUUAGGGCGCACACCAUAAGGCCUGGCGGCAGCAGGUAGGUUCGCGCGGGCGGUUUCAACUCCACUCUCAAGUCUCGUGAACGUGAGUAGGCGCUUGACGUCCGGCGUGGAUUGUGUUUUUCGCGGAGGGUUACCGGCUGCUGCAAGUUGACACCAGCGCGCAGGGUUUUUGCGGACGUGAAUCGUUCUUCUGAAGGCGUAGCGAGAGGGCAGGGAGACAGCAGCGGUCCAAAACUUGUUCGCACGUCACUGUUGCCCUCUGUGUGGCUGGCUGCCUCGUCGUGAAGUGCGUGUUUGUGUGCCGAAAGCACCCGGAUGUUGCCGAGGCGUCUUUGCGCGGAACCGUUACUCGUCAUGUCGACGAGUACUAGAAAGGAGUUCUGUGAGGUCUGCUUGGGGGACGGGGGGCGGGGGUCGUGAUGUAGAGAAUUUGGGGUCUGGUAGUGUGGACUCCUGAUGCCGUGUUAGUCUCGUCUUCUUGUUUUUUUUUUGCAGCAAUCUUUCCGCUGUGUUGUAUUCUUAACCGGCGCGAUUGUAGAGAGAAACCUUGCCAUGCGGCUGAUCGCGGCGUGUGUUUUCUAUACCCCGAGCGUAGUGUCUGGCAUCUGGGUAGGCGGUUAUUGUAGGCGGUCGCCGCCGCCGGUGCUUGGUAGCUCUUUGGAACCAGAGUGAACGAAAUCGUGUUUGCAGGAGCACAUGGCACUUCCUUCGCCCGCCUACCAGAAUGAUCAGGAGCCUACGAGAAUGGUCAAGAGGUCAUGACCCUGGUGUUUGAUUGUAAGGAGGGGGUGUGCCAGUUGAACGCGCGCUGUAGUCCCCCCCCCCCGUCAUCCUUGGCAUGGCUUUUGACGCCCAACAUCAUCGUAGGGGGAGCACGCGGACGCUCUUGAUUGUUGGUUGUCGAGUGGUCCUACGGUCGAAGUGGGGUCGGACGUGGAAAAGUCGUAUUUAAGUUUUGAAAGAAUCAUGACCACAAGUUCAUGGACCACGGCGGCGCCGUUGUUGAUGCCUGAGGUGGACAGCAAGUUUGACCGAGUGUUUUUUAUGCACGAAUGUAGUUUUGAGCAAUAGAUAGCUCUUGUGCGGAAUGAGAGCACGAUUUAGGCGACGUGCCCAAAGAGACAGGGGGUACGGAGGGCUGGCAUUGUAAAGUGACCCCCCCUGCCGAUUGAAUGUUGUUAGUAUGUGUUUUCCUCACGUUUCUCAGAUGCGCAGGAGGAACCAGCCGUGGAAUUAUAAAAUUGUGCUCCACAGCUAGCUUCAAUAGUGUCUCGUUGAGAGAAACACGAAAAUUCUGGGCCGUGUUUGUUGGGAGCCACGGGGCUGUUUUUUUUUUUCCGUCACCCCGGAAGGAGCGUCACGGAAGGAGAGGGCAGGUUGGAACAGGAUGCUUGACUUGAUUGAGUCAUGGGGCGAUAUUUUGUUUUUUUUCUCUGUUUACCUCGCUUCGAAGGCAGCACUUUUUUAUACAGUGCAGGUGCUUGUCUGCGAUCGAUCCUGCACCGAAGAUCGCCUAGCAAGAGAAAGAGUCGUCGUUGUCCGCGGCGGGGAUGCUGCUCGCUUGGUUGUGGUGACUGGAGGUCGAGAUGUACUUUUUAUACUUGGUUUGUACACGUUCGUGCGUCGUAUAUGAAGCUUGUGGGUAUAGUCUACUGGUGGAAGUGUCGGCCCGUGCGUGAAAAGCUCUUUGAGCAGGUCUCAGGGCCUUGCAGCGCAGCGUCUCCAACGGUUGAGCGCACAGGCUGCUUGUAUUGCUACGCCUAUCACAUCGAAUAGGAAUUAAUUUCUCACGCCGUUCUUCCUUGUUAUUUGAUCAUAAAAGUGUGAGCCUCGAUUUCUUGUAAGAUUGUUUGUUGUGAAGGCCCCCCGGCACUGCAUCUCUUUUCUUGGUGUUAUCGCGUGUGGCGACUGAAAUUGUCUCUUUGUGGCGGAGAGUAGAGAACACGAGCUGGAUGGUUGAAAUGUGACAACACCAACAACGUUGGGAAGGCUGUUGAAUUAUGUUCCACGUGUUGCGUU